Messenger RNA from Manis pentadactyla (Chinese pangolin), 1951 nucleotides. It is a transcript of the gene PPP2R2D, whose product is annotated as protein phosphatase 2 regulatory subunit Bdelta. Gene Ontology annotation, biological process: peptidyl-serine dephosphorylation. Lineage: Eukaryota; Metazoa; Chordata; Mammalia; Pholidota; Manidae. Gene Ontology annotation, cellular component: protein phosphatase type 2A complex; cytosol. Bases 252 to 1691 code for a protein of 479 amino acids. Gene Ontology annotation, molecular function: protein binding; protein phosphatase regulator activity. The transcript is spliced from 9 exons. The record is from RefSeq and is a predicted model, not a curated record.
GGACGGCCUCGCGGCUGGUCUACGAGGGAGCAUCUGGUCGGGUCCCGCAGCCGCCCUGCGCAGAGUAGGCUCCGAGCCAGGGCCUGGCCGGGGGCGGGGCGCGGGGUGCGGAUCGGCACGAGCGGAUCGCGCAGGCGCAGUCGGCGAGACCGCAGCCCCCGGCAGCCCCCGCAGCCUCCCGACGCCCCGCCCCGCGCAGCGGCCUCCAGGCGGCCUCGCCCCCGCCCGUCGCCCCCGGGAGGCGGAGGGGGAUGACGUCAUCGAGCGGGGCGGCGGACAUUGGGCGCCAUUUUGAAAAGGGGAAAAAAAAUCCCUCCCCGGCGUCGGCGGCGGCGGCCGGGCUGAGGUGCUGGGCGGCAGCAGCGCGCGGCCGCCGCCUUGGUCCGCCGCCGUCGGCGCCCGUGCGCCCGGCCGCCGGCAGGCCGGCAUGGCAGGAGCCGGAGGCGGCGGCUGCCCGGUGGUCGGCAACGACUUGCAGUGGUGCUUCUCGCAGGUCAAGGGGGCCGUGGACGAGGACGUGGCGGAAGAAUAAAAGCCGCCCUCAUUCUAGGGGAGAAUAUAAUGUUUACAGUACCUUUCAAAGUCAUGAACCAGAGUUUGACUAUUUGAAAAGUCUAGAAAUUGAAGAAAAAAUUAAUAAAAUUAGGUGGUUACCACAACAGAAUGCUGCUCAUUUUCUACUCUCUACAAAUGAUAAAACGAUUAAGUUAUGGAAAAUAAGUGAACGGGAUAAAAGAGCAGAAGGCUAUAACCUGAAAGACGAAGAUGGACGGCUUCGGGACCCGUUCAGAAUUACAGCACUGCGGGUCCCAGUAUUGAAGCCCAUGGACCUUAUGGUAGAAGCAAGUCCACGACGAAUUUUUGCAAAUGCUCACACAUAUCAUAUAAAUUCCAUUUCGGUGAAUAGUGAUCAUGAAACAUACCUUUCUGCAGAUGACCUGAGAAUUAAUCUAUGGCAUUUAGAAAUCACAGAUAGAAGUUUUAACAUUGUGGACAUCAAGCCUGCCAACAUGGAAGAGCUGACGGAGGUGAUCACUGCAGCCGAGUUCCACCCGCACCAGUGUAACGUGUUCGUCCACAGCAGCAGCAAGGGGACCGUCCGGCUGUGUGACACGCGCUCCUCGGCCCUGUGCGACAGGCACUCCAAGUUUUUUGAAGAACCUGAAGACCCCAGCAGUAGAUCCUUCUUCUCAGAAAUAAUCUCCUCCAUCUCAGACGUAAAAUUCAGUCACAGUGGUCGGUACAUGAUGACCCGAGACUACCUGUCGGUGAAGGUAUGGGACCUCAACAUGGAGAGCCGGCCUGUGGAGACCCACCAGGUCCAUGAAUACUUGCGAAGCAAGCUUUGUUCUCUGUACGAAAACGACUGCAUCUUUGACAAGUUCGAGUGCUGCUGGAAUGGCUCAGAUAGUGCGAUCAUGACUGGGUCUUACAACAACUUCUUCAGGAUGUUUGACAGAAAUACACGGAGGGAUGUCACCCUGGAAGCUUCCAGAGAGAACAGCAAGCCUCGAGCCAGCUUAAAGCCUCGGAAAGUAUGUACGGGCGGCAAGAGGAAGAAAGACGAGAUUAGUGUGGACAGUCUGGACUUCAAUAAGAAGAUCCUCCACCCAGCCUGGCACCCCUCGGAGAGCGUCAUUGCUGUAGCCGCCACCAAUAACUUGUACAUAUUCCAGGACAAAGUCAACUAGGCUACACAGGGGCACUGUGUCUGGUCUCACAAAGUAAGCUCACUGCCUCCUGCCAAAUGGAAGGCGCUCCCCUCCAUGCCGCGGGGGACGCACUGUGCGUCCUCCAUGGGUGGGAGGCUGGCCCCCAUGCAGCCCAGAGGGGCCGCUUUCUCUGCCAGGUGAGCCACAUGUGUCGCCGCUCACACGAGAAGCCCACUCAAAUCAGAACUGAUGGACAGUGCUCAAUAAAGGCCGUUACUCAAAUAAAUGGAUUUACUUAA